UGCAAUUCAAUCCAAGUUUGAUUUCUGAAUGUAGGGAAUCCAUUGAUUCACUUUAUGGCACACUUUCAAGCUUUCCUUGAGGAUACGGGAAACCGGAUCAAUGAUCAAGAAGCAUUGAAACUUUUGGAAAAGAAGAUCAGAGAUGCAGGAUAUAAAGCAGAAGAUACAUUUGAUUUGUGCCUAAGAAGAAUCCAUGUGGCUAAUACUGAACAUGAUCAAAACAACGCUCGGUGUAAGCUCUAUGACGAGUUGCAGCAAAUAACAGAAGUGAUGGAUUCCAUACGAGUAGGGGUGAUGAAGUUCAAGAAUGACCGUCACAAUAACCAGCAAGAUAUCAAAGAUCUUUCAGCAAUAACUUCUUCACCUUUGCGCUCAUCAGAGCGUGUCUUGGAUGAGGAAAAUACUCUCGUUGGAAUGGAGGAUGAUUUCAAAAUCAUAAGAGAUCAACUCUUUGGGCAAACACCAGAGCUGAACGUUGUCUCAAUUGUUGGUAUGGGCAGUAUCGGUAAGUCGACUCUUGCUAAAAGUUUAUUUAAUCAUCCAUCAGUAUCCCGUCGCUUUGAUAUUUCUUCAUGGGUUACUGUUUCUCAAGCAUAUGAUGCAAAAGAAAUGCUUUUGGAUGUCCUAAGCUUCGGUACUCCAGGUGGGAAGGCAAUGUACCGCAAUAUGAGCGAAGAUGAAUUAUUGGACCAAGUGCAUAGAAAAUUGAAAAGGAAGAGGUAUUUGAUAGUUUUGGACGAUAUGUGGACUAUAGAGGCUUGGGACCAAGUAAGAAGAUCAUUUCCCGAUGAUGAAAAUGGAAGUCGCAUAAUGAUAACUACUAGGCUCCUCGAAGUAGCUAAUUGUGCUGGCAAUGAUUUCCCUCCUCAUCACAUGCCUUUUCUUAGUCUUGAAGAUGGUUGGAAAUUACUAUCUCUUAAGGUUUUUGCAAAUGAAGAUUGUCCCCCUCAGCUUGAAGAAGUAGGAAAGCAGAUAGCGAAACAAUGUCAAGGGCUAGCUCUCUCAGUUGUUGUCAUCUCUGGGCUUCUGUCGAAGAUCAAUAGGACAUAUGAUGAUUGGCAACAAAUUGCUGAUAAUGUGAAUUCCCACAUAGGUUCAACCUCCCAGCAGUGUUUAGCAAUAUUAGCUCUGAGUUACAACUACUUGCCUUGUAGCUUGAAAGCUUGCUUUCUUUAUAUGGGGGUUUUCCUUGAAGAUGCAGAUAUUUCUGCGGAUAAGUUGAUUAGAAUAUGGGUUGCUGAAGGUUUUCUGAAGCGAAAUAGUCAUAAAAAGCCAAAGGAAGUAGGAGAAGAAUGUUUAGAGGAGCUAGUUAGUAGAAGUUUGAUUAUGGUUAAUAAUCGAGGAUGGGUAAGCGGAAAAAUUAAAUGUCUCAGAAUUCACGACCUCAUUCGACUAAUAUGCUUGAGAGAAGGGAAAGCCGAGAAGUUUUUUCAUGUCAUAAAUGAAUGUUACGAAGUGUCCUCAGAAGGCGUGGAGAGUGAACAUCGACUAUUUUUGUAUGAAGAUGCUGUACAAAACCAGAAUAUCGGCCUAGAGAAAGGCAAUCUGGAUUCAGUUCGUACCAUCUCGUGCACGCAUAAACCACAUGCUUCUUUACUCGACUAUGAAUGCUACAAAAUAGUGGAUUCUCGUUUUCAAUUGCUAAGGGUAUUGGAUGUACUACUGAUUUAUUUUCUACAUUUUCCAACUGAGAUAACACAACUAGUGCACUUGAGAUAUCUUGCAUUGGUCACUUCUACCAGUGUUCCGGCAUCAAUAUCUAAUCUGUGGAAUCUACAGACAUUGAUUGUUCAUUCAGUUGCGAAUGAAUUAUCCUGGCCAUUAGAAAUUUGGAAAAUAUCAAGUUUGAUACACUUCUAUCCAGGGAAAAUGUAUGUACCUGCUCCUCCUAAGGCACCAAAUUUUUUGGGUCUAGAAAACUUAGAAGAGCUUUCACUAAGCACUGCUAGUUCUUCCAACUUGAAGGAAAUCUUUAUGGCAAUCCCUCAUGUAAAGGUAUUGGAUGUUGACCUCAAUCAAGAUGGAUGGGAUAAUCUUAUAGAUAAUCUAAUCUAUCUAGCUGAUCUUCGGAAUCUAAGAAUUCUUCUCCGUCUUCCGUUUGAUGCACAAUUAUUCCGAAGGCCGAGUGCUCGACCAUAUGACGUGUUCCCAGCAAACCUCAAGAGUUUGAUACUUGCAGAGACACAUCUAGGGAGUAAUUGGAAUCUAGAUGAAGGGGGUUUCAAGAAACUCAAGUUGCUAGACAUUGUUCAACCGGAGCUGGUGCACUGGCAUGCAACCAGUGAGAGUCUUCCAGUUCUAGAGUAUCUAGUCCUAAGACAUUGUUAUAAGUUGAAGGAGAUUCCUACAGAGAUUGGAGAUAUUCCCACAUUGAAAUUGAUUGAGUUGCAUUAUUGUAGCCAAUCUGCUGUCACUUCUGCAGAGGAAAUUCUAGAUGAACAACAAAGCUUGGGAAAUGAAGUUCUUGCGGUCCGCGCCUACAACACUAGAGGCUAAGAAGUGGAAGAAAAUGAAGAAAUACGAGACAUUCUCAACUAAGAAUAUAGGUAUGUUUGACCCUUUUAUGCUUCUAAAUGUGAUGACCGUUGAUGAACUGAAUAAGCUGAAAACAAAAUGGAAAACCUUCUCUGGGAGUUUGCAUAAAAGAAAUUGCUGAUAUUAAUUAAGACAUGACGAGAUUGCACAGAGUGACUAUAAUUUUUUAAAAGUUUUUAGUAAUUGAAGUUAUGAUUUCAUUAACAGCAAAAUAAACAGUUCUAUGACGUCAUGCGGCCUUCUUUUUUUUAUUUUUUAUUUUUUCCUGGGUAUUUGUAUUUGUGAUUGAUAGCUUGGAGAGGAAAUAUUCGCUACUUAUUUGUUUGAAUUUAAUGAUUAUAGUUAGAUACUGCAAAAUCCGCUUAAGGGAGGUUUCAAGGUGGUUUAUUAAGAUCUUAGGCUAUACAAAAUAGUACAUUCUUUAAAAAGAAAAAUAAAAACUAGUACCCAAUUUAUGCGGCAUAUUUUUUUUUUUUAGUCUGUCCCAAAAAGAAUGUUAUACUUUCUUAUUUAGAAACAAUUUAACUUUAAAUUUUCUUUUUUCCCUUAAUGAGAUGAUUUACGGCCACACAAAUUUCUAUAGCUUGUUCAAGUCUUCCAAACCAUAAGUUUCAAAAGUUUUCUUUUUUUCUUCUAAACUCCAUGCCGAGUAAAACACCGCUACAUAAAUUCGAACAGAGGGAGUACCCUAAUUAAGUAUGAAUUGAAUAGUUAACUAUUUUCAUAUGAUGUCAAAAUGAAGUUUCAAUAAGUUCACAAUCCUGGUAAGUUCAUUUGUAGUUGCACACCUUCUUAUUUGCUCUCUCAUUUUUCCUUUUUCAUGUGGAUUCUAUUAUUAUGGGUAUAUCCAAGUCUUCUUUUCCCCAUACUAACUAUAACCCAAGACAAGAGUAUAUAGUGUACAAUAUAGGGAGCAACUCAAGAAUAAAUGCCUAUAUAAACUAGCUAAAAUUAAAUAAAGGAGUCUCCAUGAAACCUAUGUUGCGUGGACUCUCCAAAAUAAUGCCGUACCCGUAUCGGAUUUGUCAAAAAUGCAUUACUUUUGAAAGAUCCGACACGCACCCGGAGAAAUUUUUGGAGAGUCCGAGCAGCAUAACACAAAACACUGCGUGGAGCUCACUGACAUAUGUCUUCCUCAAGUAGCUAUCGAUCUUUCAGCAGCCCUGUCAAUUCCUAUAUAUGUAAAAGAAAAAGAGCAAAAAAUGGGGUGAGUUCACCAACUCAGUCAGUAGUCACCUAAUCCAAACCAGACUGAGGACAUACAUAUUGUAGCAAAUAUACAUACAUUUAUGCUGCUCACCCUCAGUAUAGAACCACAGUUCACUAAAUGUCUUUUAAACAAGUGAUUUCUCCUAAUCCCUGAGUAGCUAGGAUCCCUGGUGUGCUACCCCCAACCCCAACGUCCAGACUGUUUGGAUACAAUUAAAUUCCACCACAUGGAUUAGCGAUUCAAUCCGUCUAUGUUUUACUUACUUGUGUACGCUAAUCGUACCACAAGACUCAUAAACAUGACUAAAUUAUGUCCUAAACCCAGUGUUAGAAAUAAUUUGAGUCAGUCUUCUCAGUGGACAUGUGGUCUUCCUAGACUUGUUGGAUUGAUUUAAUAUUGAAUGGUGCAGAUGGAUACAACACAAUACAUCACAGCUGUGUAUAUGCAUGAUUCUAGAAUAUUCUUACACACGAGAUACAAAUACACAACUCAUAGUUAUUUUUCAUUCUUUGUACAAAGCUUAUAGUACUAGUCUUUUGAACUUCUUCCUAGCUAAUGUUGAAUCUGCAGUGGCACCACUCUGGGUGGGACAAUCUUGCCAACUGCUGUCACAAUCCUUUUUCCAUCUGAAAGAUUCCACAGUGAUAAUUAAAUGAACUGUAUCCAGAAGUGAAAUGGAUUGAUCUACCAUGUGGAUUUUAUAAUUCAAAGUUUGCACCUUCGCUUUUUCCUCAACAUCUAGUAUGCUUGGACUUUCUUGUAAUUUUUUUAUGUAUCAAUGUGACAGUUAAGACUUUGAUUUUAAGACGAAUUGUAAAUAUAAGUUGUGUGCUUGAUGUUGGGCCUACUUUUUCUUUU
Messenger RNA from Nicotiana tabacum (common tobacco), 4603 nucleotides. Lineage: Eukaryota; Viridiplantae; Streptophyta; Magnoliopsida; Solanales; Solanaceae. The record is from RefSeq and is a predicted model, not a curated record.